This is a messenger RNA of Paraphaeosphaeria sporulosa, 2172 nucleotides long. RefSeq lists its product as uncharacterized. The record is from RefSeq and is a predicted model, not a curated record. NCBI's taxonomy places the organism in Eukaryota, Fungi, Ascomycota, Dothideomycetes, Pleosporales, Didymosphaeriaceae. The transcript has a single exon. The coding region runs from base 364 to 1875 and encodes 503 amino acids.
UCUCAGGGACUCGGAGUUUCACAGCGGGACAGAGUGUCAGAAAAGAGUGCAUUUUCACUGCUUGAGUUUCCUGCGGCAAGCAACUUGGCGUUCGCACGCGUCAGCGCCGUGCGCACAGCUGCAGUUUGCUGAUUGGGGGUGGGGCAUAUAGCUGGCUGGACCGGCGCGUUGUCGCGUCUCCUGAACGAGACAAUUUACGAAACAAUCUCCUGCCGUCGCUGCCUAGCAACCGCACCUUCCUCCACUUCAUGGACUUCGGAGAUGAUCUGUAGCUGACUCCCCUGCAUCACACUCAGACACACGACACUCCAACGACGCCUGCUGCCUGCACCUGUAUAACCGCCACGCCGCCCGAAACUAGCCAUGGAAUCAACCCCCUCUCCUCCGCCCGAGCGCACGCUUUCGCCGGAGCCAUGGGUGUCGCCGUCGCUUGCGCUGAACGCUGUGCCGCAGCUCGAUCGCUCAGUAUCGACAGCUUCUUCCGUAUCGUCCGUCUCCGGCCGCUCGGCGAGCUCUAGGCUCUCUGACAGCGGCAUACCUGGCAGGAGGCGGGGUUACAUGCGACCAGAGGGAACAGAGUUCUCCCGAUCUGCGAAGAACAGAGAGAGUGUCAUGAACUUGGGCACCAUAGCGCAUCUGCAAUACUACUUUGCCCGAACCGGCCUGCUGGACGAGGCCACUGGUAGAGUGGCAAAGAAGCGGAAGCAUGGCUCGAGGACAGCAAGCGGGUCGGAGCGGCCGCUCUCAGACAUCGAGGGAGAUACGUCUGGACUCUCGCCCGGGACUAUGGACACGCUGGGGGAUGGCCUCGUGGAGUCUCCCAUCGACGACAACGCAUCCAUGAGCUGGGAUGACAACGAACCCGUUAUGCUUCCACCUACCGUGAGCACAUACAAAAGCACCCCAGUUUACGUACCUCCACCGCCCGACAUGACGAUUCUGCGCCGAGAAUUACGCGAGUCGCUCACCGAAUGCACGAAACACUUGCAAGAGCUUGAGAAGGGCCAUAGCAAUGGAACAGCGGCAGAUGCGGGGUUUGGAGAUGGAGCGGGAGGUCGACAGUCUGCAGAAACGCCUGGGUGGCACCAGAUUCAAGGUUUAAAUCUUCUCGACGUGGCCACGCUUGCAAUCCGCGCGGCGAAGAACUACUACACCGCACACGAGAACCCUCAGCGACUCUACUCGAUCAAAUCAGAGCGCGUGAUACGUAAAGAGCUCUACGACGUGCUUGAGGUGCUGAAACGCUUAGCUAUACGCAACUUCGCCAACGGCGUGUCACCUGCAGAAACGGUCUGCAUCAAAGAGUGGGUCGAAGACAUCGGCACCCUGUUGGACACCGAGGAAGAGAAGGAGCGCGUGGAACAAGAAGAGCGGGAGAGCUGGUCAUGGCGCGAGGGCGACUGGACUGGAAAAGAGAGAGAACGGGAGCUACUCUUCCUGAAGUCGUUCGAUUCUGUGCCAGAGCCGCUCCCCGAGUGGACAAACCCAGAGAGCGCGGACCUGCCAACGCCCUUCUUAGCAACUCUCCAGAACGGACUGCGACUCAUUCACCUGCACAACAGCAUUGUGAAGAAGUCACCACGGCAGUUCGAAGAGAUCAAGCAGUACCACACGGAUACAGCAAAGCCGUAUCGAUGCGCUGACAAUCUGCGCUACUGGGCUAAAGCGGCCGAGCUACGCUGGGAUGUGAAGAUGGAAAUCGAUGCCAUGGGCAUUGUCCAGGGCAUCGACGCUGAAGCAUGGCGGAACUUCGACGCCGCGCUCAUGAAAUGGAGCAAAGGCGUCCGCGAGGAGAUUGUCAAGGAGUGGAAGCAACAGAAGAGCCAGGUCCGUGCACCAACUCUUCAGAUCGACACCGAUUUUGAGGUCUCGUAGCCAGAUCUCGCAUCAUAUCGGCCAUCACAUCAUACCCCUACCCCUUCUCUGUCAAUUUUUUCAGCACCACACCAUUUAUCAGAACGAGGCAUCCGAGUUGACGAAUUCUCUGGCUAGCGGUUGGGUUGGAUACUGAUACCACGUUUCUUACUCAGACUGAGACUAGCCAGUUUCAUUUCUCUCAGUUUCCUUCUACCAGAGCGAUACCACAUCAUCUGUGUUAGAUACCCCAUACCCCAUCUGCUUACCAAUACCAAGUUGCAUUUAUAGCACGUAGCAGACAUGAACCGUCUGGCU